AUUCAAAGAACUGUUGAUUCAGUUCAGUUCUAUUCAAAGAACUGUUGGUUCAGUUCAGUUCUAUUCAAAAGAACUGUUAAUACAGUUCCUAAGAACGGAACUAAUAUGGAACUGUCCUACCCCUAAUUACAAGUGAUACAAGAUUGAUUAUUAUUAAUUGUAUUUAUUUUACGGUAAAUACUAGUGUUUUUUUAUUCAAGUUAAAAAUUUGUUGAAUUAUAGGGUACGUGGGUAAACGAAUUUCGUGAACAUUUAACAAAUAAACACGCUGAUUUUCAUGAAGCUAAUGGAAAGAUUUCCAAAGUGAAACUAAUGCAUAAGAGAGAUACAUAUGCUUAUGCUAAAAAUAAGGAUUUAGGUGUACAAAUUGUUCAUUUACCUUAUGAAAGUGAUAGUAGAGAUGUUCAAUUUGUUUUUACUGUUAUUUUACCAAAACAAGGUGUGUCAUUAUCUGAUGUGGAAAAAAAAUUAAUAUCAAAACCUGCUUUAAUGCAAGAUGUUUUAAAUCCUCAAAGUACAACAGAACAAAAACUUCUUUUAUAUUUACCAAAAUUUAAAAUGGAAGCAACAUUAACUUUAAAUGAUGUUCUUAAACAACUUGGGAUACAAGAUGCAUUUGAUCCAGGUAAUGCCGAUUUUACUGGUAUUGCUAGUAAACAAGAUGAUGUGAAUGGUUCAGAAGCUGCUGCUGCUACUGAUUGGUUUUCGGGGUUUACGGGGGGAAUGAUUGGCCAAAAUCCUGAUCCGAUCAUAUUCAAAGCUGAUCGACCAUUUUUAUUUUAUAUACGAGAAAUAAAACAAAAUCUCACAUUGUUUACCGGCAAAUUUGUCACAUGCACAAAUACAUCAUCCUAA
Messenger RNA from Adineta steineri, 855 nucleotides. Lineage: Eukaryota; Metazoa; Rotifera; Eurotatoria; Adinetida; Adinetidae. The record is from the annotation of a GenBank genome assembly.